Budorcas taxicolor (takin) is the source of this 1074-nucleotide messenger RNA. RefSeq names its product succinate receptor 1 (gene SUCNR1). The record is from RefSeq and is a predicted model, not a curated record. Gene Ontology annotation, molecular function: G protein-coupled receptor activity. Lineage: Eukaryota; Metazoa; Chordata; Mammalia; Artiodactyla; Bovidae. Gene Ontology annotation, cellular component: plasma membrane. Gene Ontology annotation, biological process: G protein-coupled receptor signaling pathway. The coding region runs from base 1 to 1074 and encodes 357 amino acids. The transcript has 2 exons.
AUGGCGGUCAGGAUGUGGGGAGAAGAAAGAGGAAGCUCUGGGGAACUCCCACCAUCCCACAAAAAAGGAAUUGCCCUGCAUCCCCUCAGAAUGAUGGCAGAAACCUGUGAAAUGUGUCCAUGUACCGAAUGGAACGCAACUUGUGAACACUGGCAGGCCGUGCAGACUGCCCUGGAAAGCUGCUACCUUCCCAUUUUUUAUGGCAUUGAGUUUGUUGUGGGAAUCCUUGGGAAUACUGCUGUUGUUUUUGGCUACCUCUUCUGCCUGAAGAACUGGAACAGCAGUAACAUCUACCUCUUCAACCUCUCUAUCUGUGACUUGGCUUUUUUGUGUACCCUUCCCAUGCUGAUGAGACAGUACGCCCAGAGCAAAUGGACAUACGGAUAUGUGCUGUGUAUAAGCAACCGAUAUGUACUUCAUGCCAACCUCUAUACCAGUAUUCUUUUCCUCACUUUCAUCAGCAUCGAUAGAUAUCUGCUCAUGAACUAUCCUUUCCGGGAACACCUCCUGCAAAAGAAAGCAUUCGCUAUUUUAAUAUCUUUGGCCAUUUGGGGUUUAGUAACCUUAGAGCUCCUGCCCAUACUUCUUUUUAUACAUUCUGAUGACAACAGCCACAACUGUACUGAUUAUGCAAGUUCUGGGGACCCCAAUCACAGCCUCAUUUAUAGCCUGUGUCUAACCUUUCUGGGCUUUCUCAUUCCCCUUUUUGUGAUGUGCUUCUUUUAUUUGAAGAUUGCUCUCUUUCUAAAGCAGAGGAACAGGCAGCUCACUACAGCUUUGCCCCUUGAGAAGCCUCUCCACUUAGUCAUCAUGGCAGUUGUGAUCUUCUCUGUGCUUUUUACUCCCUACCAUGUCAUGCGAAAUGUCCGGAUUGCUUCACGCCUGGAGACCUGGAAGAAGUCCCCAUGUACUGAAGCCAUCAUCAACUCCUUGUAUAUCCUGACAAGGCCGUUGGCCUUUCUGAACAGUGUCAUCAACCCUGUCUUCUAUUUCCUUUUGGGAGAUCACUUCAGGGAGAUGUUGAUGAAUAAACUGAGGCACCACUUCAAGGCCCUUACAUCCUUCAGAAGAUGA